Molecule: messenger RNA, 1868 nt
Organism: Nestor notabilis (Kea)
Lineage: Eukaryota; Metazoa; Chordata; Aves; Psittaciformes; Psittacidae
Gene: KBTBD12
Product: kelch repeat and BTB (POZ) domain containing 12
Exons: 5
Molecular function (GO): protein binding
Source: RefSeq, a predicted model, not a curated record
AUGGAUCGUAAGGCUGAGGAAAAAAGAAAGCAGCACCACAGCUUGACUUUAUUGGAACAAGUAAAGAGAAUGAAAGAAUCAGCGGAGAUAGUUGAUGUUGUCCUAGUUGCAGAAGGUGAGAAAUUCCCCUGCCAUAAGGUAGUGCUGGCUGCCUUCAGUCCCUAUUUCAAAGCCAUGUUUACCUGUGGCUUGGUUGAAUGCACUCAAAGGGAAGUGGUGCUGUAUGACAUCUCUGCAGAGAGCGUGGCCGUACUCCUCGCGUACGUGUACAGCGCAGAGCUGCACCUCACCAACCACAAUGUGCAGACUGUUGCGCUUGCUGCCUAUUUCAUGCAGAUGGAAGAUGUUUUCAGUAUGUGUCAGAAGUACAUGAUGGACCAUAUGGAUGCUUCCAACUGUGUAGGCAUCUACUACUUUGCAAGCCACAUUGGGGCAGAAGAUUUAUCUGACCAAGCGAGGAAAUAUUUAUAUCAGCAUUUUGCUGAGGUGAGCCUACAGGAAGAAAUAUUAGAGAUUGAAUUCCAGCAGCUGUUGACUCUCAUAAAAUCAGAUGAUCUGAAUAUUUCCAGGGAGGAGAACAUUCUAGACCUUGUCAUUCGAUGGGUCAAACACAGCAGAAAAUCACGUGAAGAGCACCUCAUUGAGCUCCUGAAGCAAGUGAGACUGGUACUUGUCAGCCCUUCCUUUCUGCUGGAAGCCCGCAAGAGGAACACAAUGAUCCUGUGCAAUUCGGAAUGCAAUGACAUGUUUGAGGAAGCACUGAAAACCAUCAAACUAUCCAGCCACCCUUCUCUUAGCCUGCGCUAUGGCAUGGAGACUACUGAUCUCUUACUCUGCAUUGGCAACAAUUCUCUCGGCAUUAGGUCAAGACACGGUAGUUAUGCAGAUGCCAGCUUUUGCUACGCUCCUGCAACACAAAAGACUUACUUUAUCUCCUCCCCAAAGUACGGAGAGGGCUUAGGAUGUGUUUGCACUGGUGUCGUGACUGAGAAAAAUGAUAUUAUUGUGGCAGGCGAGGCAAGCGCUGUCAAAAGGUCCAGACAAAAGACCAGGAACAUCGAAAUUUAUAGAUACCACCAGCAAGGGAACCAGUUUUGGCACAGCCUGUGCACCACUGAGCUCCGUGAACUCUAUGCAUUGGGCACUAUCCAUAAUGAUCUCUACGUAAUAGGAGGGCAAAUGAAAGUGAAAAAUCAGUAUCUGGUUACAAACAGUGUGGAAAAGUAUUCCAUGGAGCAAGGCACCUGGAGAACCACGGCACCUCUUCCUGUACCAUUAGCCUGCCAUAUGGUGGUGACGGUGAAGAAUAAGCUCUAUGUGCUGGGUGGAUGGACGCCACAGAUGGAUCUGCCUGACGAUGAGCCGGAUCGAUUAAGUAACAGAAUGUUUCGGUACGACCCAGGCCAAGACAAAUGGACAGAAAGAGCACCAAUGAAGUACUCCAAAUACCGCUUCAGCGCAGCCGUAGUCAACAGCGAGAUUUAUGUCUUGGGAGGAAUUGGGUGCCUUGGUCAUGACAGAGGACAGACACGCAAAUGUCUUGAUGCUGUGGAGAUCUAUAACCCUGAUGGAGACUUCUGGAGGGAUGGACCUCCAAUGCCUUCUCCCCUCCUCUCCUUACGAACAAACUCCACUAGCGCUGGCUCCGUGGAAGGAAAGCUCUACCUCUGUGGAGGAUUUCAUGGAGCAGCUACCAUCAUCAAGAAAAAGAUGGCUGGAGUCCAUAUGCUGGACCUGAAGAAGUUCUCUAGCUGGCCUCUGUCCCUGGCUCUGUAUUCUCUGCGUGCUCUAGAGAACUUUCACCUGAUCUGUUCUUCAGGGGUGAAGGGUGGAGUGAGAGAGGGUAUUUAUAUUAUCACCAAGGCCAG